Molecule: messenger RNA, 1841 nt
Organism: Ochlerotatus camptorhynchus
Lineage: Eukaryota; Metazoa; Arthropoda; Insecta; Diptera; Culicidae
Product: ATP synthase lipid-binding protein, mitochondrial-like
Exons: 4
Coding region: 196-612 (138 amino acids)
Biological process (GO): proton motive force-driven ATP synthesis; proton transmembrane transport
Molecular function (GO): proton transmembrane transporter activity
Source: RefSeq, a predicted model, not a curated record
CGUGUCGCCUCCCCAUUUUUCCUAUCCGUACACGCCCGUAGAUACGCACACCACCGCAGCGUCUGUCGACCGGAGCCUCGAAGGUGCCGCAAUUUUCCAUCGACGUUCACUGUUCUUCGAUAAGUUGUCCGACCGCAUUGUAAAAUCCUUCGGAGGUACCAGACCGUCAAUACCAAUACAAUAAACAGCUUCAAAAUGUUCGUCUCGUCAGCUGCUCGUAUUGCUCCAGUCGCCCGCAACCUGGUUCUCAAUGGAACGAAAGCCUACCUCCGACCAUUGAGCUCCGCCGUCAUCAGCCAGAGCCAGACCCUGGCCGCACAGAACAGCACCCCAGUUGCUCUGCUGCCACAGGUCCGGUCAUUCCAGACUUCCCAGGUCACCCGUGAUAUCGAUUCGGCCGCGAAGUUCAUUGGUGCUGGUGCCGCUACCGUCGGUGUCGCUGGAUCUGGUGCCGGUAUCGGAACAGUAUUCGGUUCCCUGAUCAUCGGCUACGCAAGAAACCCAUCGCUGAAGCAGCAGCUGUUCUCCUACGCUAUCCUGGGAUUCGCCCUGUCUGAAGCCAUGGGUCUGUUCUGUUUGAUGAUGGCCUUCUUGCUGCUCUUCGCUUUCUAAGCAAUACACACAAAACAACCACCAUCUUUAAAAUAAAGCGUAUAAGAAAAAAAUAUCUUUUUAAUGCUCUAAAGUAACAUCAAUAUAAAUCCGUAAAUAACAGAGAAAACAAAAGUGUGUUGGAAAUAAGAAUUUUCUUCGAAUUAAACCGAGAAGCAUUCAAAACAUCGCGAACUUCGCCGCCGCAAUAAUAAUUAUUGCGAGCGCCGCUUUAACAAACCUACAUCUCAGAGAGAGAGAGAUAUAUUAGGAAUUACCAAUACGACCUGCCAUCGAAUAUUAUAGAAGUGACAGAGAGAGAGAGAGAGAGAGAAGGAGGAGGUCAAUUGCGUUAAGACCCUAGCGAUUAGCCAUGAAAGAAUUAUGCUGGACGAAAGUAUUAGCCGGGAAUGGUCUGGAUCUUGUUUCGAUUCGAGUUCAUGUGAAGAAAAACAAACAAAUCUAAAGCUGCCAUCGAACUAAACUUCGGCGACACGUUCCCCGCCCGACCAUCAUUCCGUAAUUAUUUCAUGGAUAUUCCUAAUAGUGCGAACCUCCGAAGAUCAACAUCAGUCUGAAUUUAAAAGAAAAACAGAAAAAUCGAGAAAAAGUUAGGACAAAAAACAGUAAAGCGAAGACACUUCAAAGCUCUAGAUGUUUGAACCGAAACUGACGCUGCUAGAGUUAUCGAAACACGCGUGGUGACCGAAGAACAACACCCGGGGGGCUACGAACAUCUGUAAAAAAAGGGAUCUCGUUAACAACAACUUCACGAAAGCAGUCACCUCCAUGGAUGCGGCGACCUUAGGAAAGCGAUUCCUAACCCGGAGGCCAACGGACGCCGCCGAUCUCCGAUACGUGUGGUUGUCUCACUACCCCCCACGGGACACUUAAUUUGGGAGGAUUACGUACCGCGGCUGGGAAGACCACACGGGGAUCGGUUGCGUUUGUUGGGCGCGUAGAGAUGAAACUGUGAUAACACACAAAACACAACCCUCCGGUCGGCUGGACAUUGUGUGAUCGCCUUUUUUGUUUUCGCUGCGUCCGUGGAGUGUUUCCGGUGCAAAAUAACAACUUAUAAUUAAAUAGGAAACGAAACAUACACUACCAAAAUUCGGGAUUCGUUAUUAAUCUGCUUUUGAAUUACCGCCAGCACUUAAGAACAAUGGGUGGGUAAUGUAAAAUUAAGAACCGUUAAUAAAAAAGAAAUGAAGACUAGUUACUGGUACAAAAAACCGAGGAUAAGAAAA